Molecule: messenger RNA, 1988 nt
Organism: Puntigrus tetrazona (Sumatra barb)
Lineage: Eukaryota; Metazoa; Chordata; Actinopteri; Cypriniformes; Cyprinidae
Exons: 5
Coding region: 202-1281 (359 amino acids)
Cellular component (GO): nucleus; cytosol
Molecular function (GO): calcium-dependent protein binding
Source: RefSeq, a predicted model, not a curated record
AUAAGUUAUAAAUAUAUCAGUUAUAACCCGCGCCAUCAAAGCCGAGGGUGGAUGUCAAAAACUACUUUAUGGAGGAUUGAGUAGCACUUCGAAAGCUCUUAUCGUACGACAGGUUCAUGCACUUUGGCCGAGACCUCAGUUUGUCCUGCUUGGAUAAAACUGUCCAGACACUCCUUUUUGCUCUUCCUGACCAGACUGACAAUGUCCGAUGAUUCAUACUUUCAUUUAAAACCACUGUCCGUAUACUCGCACAUGGUGAGGUCCAAGCAGCAGUACAAUGCCAACAAACCGGUCUACAACAUUCAAGUACACAUUUCCAAUAAAGAAGCCGUGGCACAUAAAAGACGUCUACAAGACUCAUGUUUUGAUGAGACCUAUGAGACCCCCCUUAAAAGACAGUGCGUCACAAGAACAUUUUCCCCGGAUCAGGGAUAUGUUUCCGUGGACUUUCUAAGCGGGGUCCAUGAACUGACACCUCUGCAGCCGCUAAUGAUUUCAAAAGACUUCACGCCGCUUCGGUCAGAGGUCAAUCAGAUCGCGUCCCCUGUCGUGUCCACCCCUUUGUCCGAUUGCAAGAAGAACUGGAUGGUUCGGGAGAGCCUUCCUUCCCCGAUACCGGUUCUAAAAUGGGACAGAGAGGCUCCCGUGGCCGAAAUAUCGUUGCGCGCGUCUCCAGACUUCGAUUAUUUUUGCAGUCCCGUGUCUUUAGUCGGCUCUCGGUGGCCCGUGAAGGGUGAGGUCAAGGAGGUCUCGCGUGAUCUUAUCCCCAUCAUUGAAUCGGAGUCCCACAUCGCACCCCCAGAACCCGUUGUCUCUGUGAAAGAGGAAAAAGGAGUGUCUGUCAGUCAACAGGUGACUCUGGGAAAUGAAGAAACCACCGCAGAGAGCUUUGAGAGCGCGCUGCCCCUUCAGGUGAAGUCCAAGGUUGUUCUUCCAGACAGCGCUAAGACCACCGGCAGACCUGCAGUGUUUUGUGAAGAGGAGUGGGUGAGGCGGAGGAAGAUGUACGUCGAGUCCGUUAAGAGACAUAUGAAAGAGAAGGGAGCAGCAAACGGCGUCAUCACCGAGCUCCAUACUUUGAUGAACGAUGUGGCGAGUCAUCAAACCGGAAGGACGGGGCCCCGCUGGCAACACCCCUCAGACCUCACGAAAAGGAAUUAUCUUCAGUCCCAUCCGAGAUGUCAGUUAGUGUCCCUCGACGAGUGGCAAAAAAGAAACCAUCUUUCCCAUCGGCGCUUUGCUAAAGUGGCAGAUAUUUUCUACAGGAGCCCAGUGCUCUGAUUUAUUUAUUAUUUUUGUUAAUAUUUGUUGUCGUUUCAUAUCUAUUCUCUCUGUCAUCAGCAUAAAGGUGAGGAUCAUUGAUUCGUGCUGCUGGUUAGCGGCUCUCUGAGAAGUCUAAUCUGAUUUGUGUGUGUGUGUGAGAUUUCACAGUGUGUAUUUGUACUGCGCGUUUCAUCCUAAUGGUGUUGGGAGUUAUGUAAAAAGAGAUUUAUAUGUGAAUAGAAAAUGUAUAUUUGUAUUUUGGUGCUUGUAGAAUAGAAAGAUGUAAAUAGAUGCGUGGUUUGAUAUUUAUUUGUGAGCAAUUUUGAAUGAUUGAUAUUCUCAGUAAAGUUUAGUCCUUUACUCGAAUCAGCGUUUAUUCACCUUUACAGCUGCUGUAUAGUUUUAGUUUUGAUUGCCAGACAAAUUUGUCCAAUUUGCUAUAUAUUAGAUUUGCUAGUCAUUUUUCGUUGUAUAUUGUUACAGUUUGCUUUGUUGAGGGCAAACGUUGCAGUGUUUCUUUAGCUAUUUUGUAUACCAAUUACAGUUAAAUUUUUAGCAAUUAAAUGCAUAUAAAGGGACGGAUUUUAUAUUUUGUAAACAGAAAAAUAUUCUACAUUGUUACUCUCAGGAGAAGCAUGUAUGUUGUGUCCUUUUGAUUGGAGUUGUUCAUUUGUUACAUUUGCUUACUUAAAGCAGUUUUAUAAACUUUAUACAUUUAAAUUAAA